Messenger RNA from Spea bombifrons (plains spadefoot toad), 1767 nucleotides. RefSeq names its product phospholipase A2 group XIIA (gene PLA2G12A). Gene Ontology annotation, molecular function: calcium ion binding; A2-type glycerophospholipase activity. Gene Ontology annotation, biological process: phospholipid metabolic process; lipid catabolic process; arachidonate secretion. Gene Ontology annotation, cellular component: extracellular region. The coding region runs from base 242 to 832 and encodes 196 amino acids. NCBI's taxonomy places the organism in Eukaryota, Metazoa, Chordata, Amphibia, Anura, Pelobatidae. The record is from RefSeq and is a predicted model, not a curated record. The transcript is spliced from 5 exons.
GGUGAAACAGCCCGUGAGGGAAAGACGUGUUUGUUUUGUGCCCGUUAAAUCCACGCGGUGUCUGGAUAUUGGUUCAUUCCCGGCAAUGGCGAUGAUAGGAUGACUCCGGUGAUAUAUAAUGACGGGGGAAUAAGCGCUGCCGUGUGGGUCGCGGAUUGUUUAUUGACAUUGGCAGCUGUUUUGCCCUAUCGGGAAGCUCCAGUGCUAGCCAGCUCGCCACAGACUCGUAAUUUGACUAGCAAUGUCCCACUGGGGGCAUCUGUUUUCAUGGCUGGUUGUUUCCUGCCUGCUGGGACACAGCCUUCAGGAAGCGGGACAUCAUCAGUCUUACCAGCAGCCUGAGACCCCUGACUGGAGGAUGACCCUGAAGACCAUCAGGAACGGGGUGCAUAAAAUUGACAUGUACCUGAACGCUGCCCUGGACCUCCUGGGAGGAGAGGAUGGGCUCUGCCAGUUUAAAUGCAGAGAUGGAUCCAGGCCAGUUCCACGCUACGGCUACAAACCCUCCCCUCCAAACGGAUGUGGUUCUCCCAUAUUCGGUGUCCACUUUGAUAUAGGCAUUCCCUCGAUGACCAAGUGCUGCAAUCAGCACGAUCGCUGCUACGAUACCUGCGGAAAGCUGAAGAAUGAGUGCGAUGAGCAGUUUCAGAGCUGCCUCUCGAAAAUUUGCAGGGACGUGCAGAAAACUCUGGGCAUUUCUGAAAGUGUUCAAGCGUGCGAAACGACCGUGGCGCUCCUGUUCGAAGCCGUCAUACACUUGGGCUGUAAGCCAUACAUGGAAAGUCAAAGAGCGGCCUGUUUCUGCCAAUACGAAGAGAAAAUUGACUUGUGAAUCUGAGCUAUCAUUCUGACAAAACCAACGUGCCAUAUUUGUAAAGACUGUUUUAUAACAAAUCUAUUAAAUAUUAUUUAAACAAUGAAGGAAAAUCCUAAUAUAAUUAAUGCAAAAAAUACAGAUAAUUUAUUUUGAGAUAAUUCUAUUUAAAUUUAAUAUUUUUCUAUUUUUGUAGUAUGAGAUUGUAUUGAAUAGUGAGAAAUUAAUGUUAUUAUUAAUUCAACCAUUGCUGCUAGUGUAGUGUUUACAAUAUACUAUAUGUAAAGGGAAUGUUCUGCUGUUCCAGCGGAGCGCAAUAGUUGUUAUUUUUCUGAGGGUUGCAAAUAAAAAUACAGCGCUGGUUGAAAUUGAAAUGUAUUUGGUCACAAGGAACUACUGUAAUAAAAUGAGACAAUCUAACCCUUCUGGGGUCAAAUAACAUCAUUAAUAGCCAGUAGACAUUAAGAAGUACUCCAGAAUACCUGCAGAAUUAUCUACAGAAUGUCACGUAUAAACUCUUGGAGGAUACCAAAAGCUGCAACGUAUUAAACAAACCCACGCUUUUUUAUGUGGGUAUAAAUUUGGACUUUAUUAUUAUUAUUUUUAUUGCCGCUGUUAAAUUCAUACAUUUUAUAGUAAUCAUCCAUCAUCAAAUGCUAAAGUGUAAAUCAUUUGUAUAUUAUCUGAUUUAAUCACUAAAAUGUCAUUUCAGCACAUGGAUGUACGUGAUCUAAUGGGAAAAAAUAAUAUGGCAAGCUUUCUAAUGCCUCAUGCAGGGCGGACCCCCAUAAUGUUUUUCUUGUGUAAAGGGCUGUGUUCCUGUAUAAUGCCUGAUUAAUAAUUCAUGGAAGUCUCUGGUAACCUUUCAUUAUAUGUAACCAGUUGUACACUGGGCCACUGCUUCGAGUAAUGGGAUAGGAAAUUAAUAAAUUGCUAAAAACAUGCUUAUUCUC